This is a messenger RNA of Parnassius apollo (apollo), 2004 nucleotides long. The record is from the annotation of a GenBank genome assembly. Lineage: Eukaryota; Metazoa; Arthropoda; Insecta; Lepidoptera; Papilionidae.
AUGAGUGUCAAGGUCAACGUUGAUCUUCAGAAAGAGAGGCAAAAAUGCAAUUUUAAUAUGCAAGAGGUGACGUUCAUAUUUGAUUGCGGGAAAGAACAAACUUUGCAGCGAAAAAAGAUUGAGAACAUCGCAUUGAAUAGUGGGGCGUCUAUAGACGCGGUACCGGAAGAGUGCCUUAGUCUUAAGGAAAGGUAUGACAACGCUGUUAGAAAAUCUUGCAUUUACUCAAGAAUCGUUAAGAAUGAACUUCUUGAAAUCACUGGACUGGAAGCAUUUGGAAGUCCAUUGCUCCGGCGUAUGGCAGAUGCUUUUUUUAAAGACAUUUCUCCAUUUAUGCUUCACCUUGGUAUGUUCGUGCCUACCAUUAUAGGGCAAUGCACCGCAGAGCAGCAAGCGAAAUGGCUACCACGCGCUUUAGAGAUGCAGAUCAUUGGAGCAUAUGCGCAGACGGAGCUUGGUCACGGAACGUUCAUCCGAGGAUUAGAGACGACUGCAACGUAUGAUCCUGAAACAGAGGAGUUUGUUCUUCACAGCCCUACGUUAACGUCAUACAAAUGGUGGGCUGGAGGAUUGGGCAAUACAGCCAACUACUGUAUCGUCGUGGCUCAAUUAUACACCAAAGGACAAUGUCACGGCACCCACCCGUUCAUCGUUCCCAUACGAGACGAGGAAACUCACGAGCCCUUUCCUGGAGUCAAAGUUGGUGAUGUCGGAGUACGUAUGGGGUGCAAUACCGCCGAUAAUGGAUUUCUUAGCUUCAAUCACUAUAGGAUACCUAGAGAAAACAUGAUGAUGAAGAACGCUAAAGUCUUGAAGGACGGUACGUAUGUAAAAGUGGCUCGCCACGAUAAGCUGACAUACGGCACCAUGGUGUUUGUGCGUGUGACGCUGGUGAAGGAGGCGGCCAUUAAUCUCGCUAAAGCAGCCACCAUCGCCGUGCGAUAUUCGGCCGUAAGAAGACAAUCGAAACCCAAGCCAGAUGCACCAGAACCUCAAAUCAUUGACUACCAGACGCAACAACACAAACUGUUCAUCUGUAUUGCGACGGCGCACGCACUCCAGAUCACUGGAGAUUGGCUGUGGCGUACUUUCAGAGAUGUGUUGACUGAAAUGAGAGGAGGAAACACGGAUUCAUUGCCUGAGCUUCACGCUUUAUCGAGUUGCCUCAAAGCAAUCAGCACUUCGGAUUCCGCCGCGUACAUCGAGCAGUGCCGCUUCGCUUGUGGCGGCCACGGUUACAUGUUGUCCUCCAACUUGCCGUUGCUCUACUCCUUCGUUACUGCAACCAGGACGUACGAGGGUGAUUACACGGUGUUACUGCUGCAGACGGCCAGGUUUUUAGUGAAAGCUUGGGAACAAGUGGAGGCUGGAAAAUCUGUAACACCGACCGUGUCUUACUUAACGCUAGCUGCUACCAAAGAAAAGGUGUUAUGGAAUGAUUUCGCUGAAGGAAUCAUACGGUCCUUCCAGGCUGUUGCGGCAGGCAAAAUUUCGGCGUGCGCUGAAACUAUCAAGCGUCACAUGAAAACGGGGAUGUGUUAUGAAGAUGCAUGGCAACUAACGACAGUGAGAUUAGUAGCUGCCGCUGAGUCCCACUGUCGAUCGGUGAUAUGCCAAACGUACUGGAAUGAGAUCGCACGGUUGACCGCAUCAUGCAGCGCUAACGUCAAGAUAGUGAUGGAGCAGCUCGUUACUCUCUACCUUGUAUAUUGGGCAUUGGAGAGAUCGGGGGACCUCUUGAGGUAUUCCACUAUAUCUGAAAAAGAUCUCAACCGUCUACAGGAUAGAUAUGAAGAGUUGCUGGCUUUGAUAAGGCCAAAUGCGGUGGGCUUGGUUGACGCAUUCGAUUUUAGGGAUGAGAUCUUACAAUCAACUUUGGGUGCGUAUGACGGUCGAGUCUACGAGCGCUUAAUGGAAGAAGCUCUAAAGAGUCCACUCAACGACGAACCUGUCAAAGCAAGCUUUCACAAAUACAUCAAGCCACUGACCAAGGGAAAACUGUGA